AUGGCCGGGAGGGACAGGGACCCGCUGGUGGUUGGCAGGGUUGUGGGAGACGUGCUGGACCCCUUUGUCCGGACCACCAACCUCAGGGUGACCUUCGGGAACAGGACCGUGUCCAACGGCUGCGAGCUCAAGCCGUCCAUGGUCGCCCAGCAGCCCAGGGUUGAGGUGGGCGGCAAUGAGAUGAGGACCUUCUACACACUCGCUUGUGACAGAUAUCCCCGGUACAACUGGUGCCUCGUUCGGGCAGGAAGUGAUGUGCUAUGA
Triticum turgidum subsp. durum (durum wheat) is the source of this 264-nucleotide messenger RNA. The record is from the annotation of a GenBank genome assembly. Lineage: Eukaryota; Viridiplantae; Streptophyta; Magnoliopsida; Poales; Poaceae.